AUGACAAUACCGACCGAGUCAAUCCCCAGCCCUCCGGAUACUUUUCAAGAAAGUCAGGUCCCCAUCGUCUUUCAGGAAACUCAGGGCUCCGAAUACAUACCGAACAGUCAGGAAUUGGAGUCGCAGGACUUCCCCGAAUCCUUACCUGUACCCGACGGCAGCGAGCUGUACUGCAAAUUUGAUCUGGAUUACUCGAUCUGGGUCAAUAAUUCCGGAAACACCUCUCUUGUCAAUAAUCUUCGACCUGCCAAGCCUCCAUGUCAGCUACGCAUGUCCGUGACCGACAUGUCUUUCAGUGACUUCAAGACCCGUGUGUACAAUCAUCUGGCCGCCACUCCGGAUCAUUCUUUGUUAAAGUCGGAACACCUCGUCAAGGCAUUAACCAAUGCUGACAAGGCCGACCAGUUGCAAUGGUGCUGUAGCAUCAAGAACUGCGAACGUGUGGUAACCGACGACGCUUCUUUCAAAUCGUUUGUGGUUUUUGAACUGAUGAAGUAA
Molecule: messenger RNA, 498 nt
Organism: Puccinia graminis f. sp. tritici CRL 75-36-700-3
Lineage: Eukaryota; Fungi; Basidiomycota; Pucciniomycetes; Pucciniales; Pucciniaceae
Exons: 2
Coding region: 1-498 (165 amino acids)
Source: RefSeq, a predicted model, not a curated record